AUGUCAUUCACAACAGUCACCGGUGUCGCCCUCGUAACAGCUUUAGGAAUAGGCCGAGAAACAGGUUAUGCAUUUGCGGAAGCCGGUGCUCUCACGGUGAUAUUCGCCGACAUCAAUCUCGAAGGCGCCAACAUCAGUGCCGAGAAGAGCAAAGAAUUUUCAACCAAUCCCAAAUAUCAAUAUGCAGCCCUCAAAGUCGAUGUUGCGGAUGCAGAAAGUGUUCAGGCCAUGGUUGAUUGGACUGUCAAGAAGUAUGGUCGAAUCGAUUACUUUGUUCACAGUGCAGGUAUAGGAGCCGCAUCUCUCGCCCCCACGUCCGACAUCGAUAUCGCCAACUUCGAUAAAACCAUCUCCGUCAACACUCGUGGAGCCAUGCUCUGUACGCGUGCCGUGACCAAAGCAAUGACAACGCAAGAACCUCUCACAAUCAGAGGCCGUCAUGGUUUAGAACGCAGUCUGGGUCGAGGAUGUAUUGUCAAUCUCGCAAGUAGUGCUUCCUAUAUUGCGGCGCCGGGAAUGAUGGCUUACGUGGCUUAUAAACAUGCCGUUAUGGGUAUCACCAAGGUUUCUGCACUCGAUAACGCAAAACACCAAAUCCGCGUCAAUGCGCUCUGUCCAACCUGGGUAGAGACUUCAAUGCUAGAACGCAGUCUAGGUCGCUGGAAAGGGCUGGAUCAGGUUAUUCAAAAGAGUUCACCUGCUGGUCGACCUGCUACACCAGAGGAAGUGGCAAAUGUGGCGGUGUUUUUGUGCAGUCCUUCUGCAAGUUAUGUUAAUGGGGUAGGUUUAUUGGUUGAUGCUGGUAUGACAGUCACGGCGCAUCUUUAA
This is a messenger RNA of Sclerotinia borealis F-4128, 828 nucleotides long. The record is from the annotation of a GenBank genome assembly. Lineage: Eukaryota; Fungi; Ascomycota; Leotiomycetes; Helotiales; Sclerotiniaceae.